CGCCGAUCGAUGACAAAGUUCAUGGCAACAAUCGACUACUCAAAAAGCUACCACGUCUCGAGAUGGGUGUAAACACCCUUUUUCAGCCCCUCAUUCCCUUUAUUCAUUGCUUAUGGGUGGAUUCUCACGCCGGACAGAAUACGGAAUCAUGGCGCCUAAUUUGACAGACGAGGAAAGGUACCCGGAGCUUUUUCUGCCUGACGCGAACAUCGACAGACGAACAUGCCACCGAACUCUGCCAAUGGAGGUAUUGAGUCUGGGGCUUUCCAGGACCGGUACUACAUCACUCCGGCAGGCCUUGAUGAUCCUCGGCCACAAUGAAGUGUACCAUGGCUUUCGGCAGUUCAACAACCUUAGUGAAUGUGCAUUUUGGAUCGAGGGGUUCAAGGCGAAAUACGAUCCAGCGCCGGAUCAGAAACCAUUUGGCCGUGAGGAGUUUGAUCAGCUCCUAGGGCAUUGUUCAGCGGCUUGUGACACACCUGCCAACGCUUUCGGCCCAGAAUUGAUUGCUGCUUACCCAGACGCAAAGGUUGUGCUUGUGGACAGAGACAUCUCGAGGUGGAUGAAGAGCUUUGACGAGACCAUCAUCGAAUGGUUCUUUGAGAACAAAUUCAUCCGUAUCCUUUCUCUCCUCAGGGCUCCACAGGUCGCAGAGAUUGAUGAUGUCAUGCUGGUAUGGCUCAAAUACGUCUUCAGAUGCACCAACAGGGAAGAGUUCCGGGCAAACGCGCGACAAGUCUAUGUGGACCAUUACAAGACGAUACAGGAAGUGACGCCUCCUGAGAGGUUGCUCAACUACAGACUUGACCAGGGCUGGGAGCCACUGUGUGAGUUCCUGGGCAAAACGGUGCCGGAUGUUCCUUUUCCGCAUAGCAACGAUACGCAGGCGUAUCACGAACAACUUGAAGUCGUGACAUGGAGGGCCGCCCGCAUUAUGGUGCGGAAAGCAGCCCCAUAUGUCGUGGGGGCAGUCAUUACUAUUGGAGUGGCGGUGAUCAAAUUCAGGAGGCACAGGGUAACUAUCUAAGUUGAUAUGGCAAUGUGGAGUCGAAUGCAACACGUCUACC
Messenger RNA from Diaporthe batatas, 1067 nucleotides. RefSeq lists its product as uncharacterized. Bases 113 to 1027 code for a protein of 304 amino acids. The record is from RefSeq and is a predicted model, not a curated record. The transcript has 3 exons. Lineage: Eukaryota; Fungi; Ascomycota; Sordariomycetes; Diaporthales; Diaporthaceae.